This is a messenger RNA of Acipenser ruthenus (sterlet), 2238 nucleotides long. Its product is annotated as double-stranded RNA-specific adenosine deaminase-like. Gene Ontology annotation, molecular function: DNA binding; RNA binding; double-stranded RNA adenosine deaminase activity. The transcript has 3 exons. The coding region runs from base 843 to 2123 and encodes 426 amino acids. The record is from RefSeq and is a predicted model, not a curated record. Lineage: Eukaryota; Metazoa; Chordata; Actinopteri; Acipenseriformes; Acipenseridae. Gene Ontology annotation, biological process: positive regulation of type I interferon-mediated signaling pathway.
AACACUACUAGAAUACAAUAUGAACUAGGAUGCUAUGUAUAAUAAUAACACUACUAGAAUACAAUAUGAACUAGGAUGCUAUGUAUAAUAAUAACACUACUAGAAUACAAUAUGAACUAGGAUGCUGUGUAUAAUAAUAACACUACUAGAAUACAAUAUGAACUAGGAUGCUGUGUAUAAUAAUAACACUGCUAGAAUACAAUAUGAACUAGGAUGCAGCCAGUUAGGAUCACAGCAAGUUAUAUCUACAAUAACAUUGUAGUGAACAUAGUGAAUUAGCUGAGGAUCCAGUAACGCGAUGCUCUGACAAGUCCAGUGAGAAUUGUUGAUAUUAAAACACUGUCUUCCUGAGAUCGACAAAACAUUACUGGCGUCAGAAACAGAAUUGCUGAUAUUAUAGAAACCAAGGAUUACAAGAUCAAACGGAUUGCUAUAGUCGCCCCGUGACAGAACAUCACCUGUCCUUACAGUAGAAUCGGGUGUCUAAACGGGUCUAUACGGUAUAAAACGCGUUUAUAGGCGCGUUUUUACGGUAAAGUCCAACGACUACAGGCGAGAAGACGAGUCACGUCAGCUGCUGUGGAAUCGAAACUGAAAGGACCCGGUGAUUCGGACCGACCCACGCUCCACUAAGACCGUGGACGGGCUCGUUUACAGUGUACUGCGCUUACUGUCUUUUUAACUGAGGGCUGGAGAACAAGGGGGGUGUAAAGGUGUCAGAUAAGAAAGAAAAGGCAUCAGAUUGUGGAGAAACUCUCAAACCAUCUAAGUGAUUCAACAAGUUAAAAAAAGCGGGACGGGACGGGGGGGGGGGGGGGGGGUGGAUUUUAGAAAACCCGAAGAUGGAAGAAAUCUGUGAUAUUCCUGGAAAAAUCUGCUCUUUCCUGUGGGGGGUCGAGGAAGGCUUCACUGCCUUGCAGAUCUCCAGAAACGUUGGGUUAAAAACCAGCAAACAGGUGAACCCAGCGCUGUACGCGUUGGAGAAGACAGGGGAGCUGAAGAGGGAAGGAACAGCCCCACCACUGUGGCGUCUGUCCCCCCGGAAACGACGCGCGAUGGGUGGGGAGAAGGAAGGGGGAGAGGCAGGGGAGGUCCUUCACAAGCCUCCUUCUCCCAGCCCCGCACCCCCUGCUCCCAUCCCUCAAGAAGGAGCCAGCGUUGACCCGGCGAGCAUUUUACAAAUCCUGCAGGGGGUCGGGCUUGAAAAAGGUGGGGUCCCCUGUUUCAGAAUCGCCCGGGAGCUGGGGGUCCCCAAGAAAGCAGCCAACCAGGGCCUCUAUCGUCUCCUGCGGGAGGGGAAGGUGUGGAAAUCGGAGGGACCCCCACUGCUGUGGAGCCUCCCAGCCCUGGGGUCCCGAGGGUCCGAAAACGAGGCACCGAAAACAAGACCGGGGAAGGAAGACCUUCUGCGUGGGAGUGGAGAGAUUUUGGGGAGCCGGUUCGACGGGAGCGAUGAUACACAGGAGGGGAGCGCAGCCCCUCAGCCUCUCUCCAAACCCCAGGAUCUGAUAGCUGGCGCCCCGGGACCCACAGGGAAGCCAGCUCAGUCCCCCUCGCUUUCCUCCAGCGUUCAGAGGCUGGCGCUGGGGGAAGGCAGUGUUUGCAGUGCUGGCGAGGUCCUGGAAGCCCUGGAAGCUCUAGGGCCAGGUCAGACAGCCUUGCAGGUGGCUCGGAAGCUGGGAGCAACCAAGAAGGUAGCGAACCAUCAACUGUACUGUCUGGAGAAACAGGGAGCCGUGAGCAAAAACGGGGAGACGCCCCCGCGGUGGAGUCUGGCUACGGAGCCCAGAAAGAGGGCCACGGAGCCGGGAGAGGGAGAGGGGGAGAGGAGAGGUGGAGCGCAGGAGGAUGAAGCAGGAGAAGGGAUGGAGGAAAGCCUGGAGGCGUCUAGGAAGCCAGAGCAGCCCCAGGAGGCAGAACUGCACGACUCCCGGGUCCUGCAGCUUUUCUCUGCCCAGGAGAGGGAGAGGGAGAGGGGGAGGAGGCAGAGGGGCUCCCCUGAGUCCUGGAACCUGGAGGAGGAGAGAGGGAGGGAGGAGGAGAAAGAGGAAGGUAGCGAUGAUGAUGUGGUGGUGGAAGAGAUCAUUGAGGAGGGGGCCGAUGAUACCAAGCAAGGAGACUGAAGAAUUGGGACAGACUAUUUUCGGGGGGGGCGCGUGUGUUACUAACUUUAUUAUUUUCAUUCUGUGUCUGUCAGACAACUUUUGAUUUGUAUUAAAGUAUUUUGGUGUGUGUGAA